Messenger RNA from Aquila chrysaetos chrysaetos, 2194 nucleotides. Its product is annotated as BPI fold-containing family B member 4-like. NCBI's taxonomy places the organism in Eukaryota, Metazoa, Chordata, Aves, Accipitriformes, Accipitridae. The transcript is spliced from 17 exons. Gene Ontology annotation, molecular function: lipid binding. The record is from RefSeq and is a predicted model, not a curated record. The coding region runs from base 103 to 1893 and encodes 596 amino acids.
UGCUUUUCUGGAGCCUCCCCACAUGCUUGUUGGAAACUUGAAAAAUUACUCUGCUACGGUCCUGCCAGCACCCACAGCUCUCCCAGCUGAGCAGAAGACACCAUGCCACCGGUUCUGGGCAUCACCCUCUUGUAUGCCCUGCUGACCCCAUCACUAAGCCAGCCGAAAGAUGCCAUCCUCAGGCUCAGUAAAGGUGUUUUAAGCGAUGCUCUUACAGGAUCACUCAGGCAAGGCAAUGCCCUCCAAGGCGCCUUCGGAGAGGUGCCGCUUGGGAGCGGACGUGCCGGCACAGAUGGAAGUGGAGACCUGUUGGGUGGCCUCGGAGGAGGUCUCCUUGGUGGUGGUCUGCUUGGUGGUGGUGGUCUGCUUGGUGGUAUUACUGGUGGUUUGCUGGGCGGCGGUGGUGGAGGGCUGCUGGGGGGGCUGACUGGUGGUCUGCUUGGUGGAGGGGGCGAUGCUGGCGGUGACUCGCUGGGUGGAGGGGGUGGUGGAGGCGCUUACGGGGGGGAGCCCAAAAACUCUCCCAGAGGCUGGCCGGCAGCUGGUGGCGAUGUCCCCAGGGAUGGCAUCCCUGCGGGGGUUGCUGGAGGAGCACUGGGACAAGGAGGUCUGCUCGGCGACGGAGGUCUCCUCGGCACGGCAGGGAUCCUCCGCGGUGGCCUGCUCGGCGUCCUUGGCGAAGGCGGCUUGCUCAGCACCGUCCAGGGACUCACUGGGCUGAGGAUCGUGGAGCUGACGGUCCCCAGGGUGUCCCUGCGGCUCCUGCCUGGCAUCGGCGUCCACCUCAACCUCUACACCCGGCUGGCCCUUAACGCCAAGAGCCUCCUGGGUUUGCUCGACAUCGCAGUGGAAGUCAACAUCACAUCAAGGGUCAGGCUAACCAUGGAUGGCACGGGCUACCCCAAACUGGUGACAGAAAGAUGCAAUACCCUCCUUGGUGGCAUUAAAGUCAGACUCCUGAGAGGCCUGCUCCCAAUUGUGGAUAAUUUAUUGGCAAGUGUCCUGAACAGACUUCUUCCUAAUCUGCUCUGCCCGGUGGUCGACAUCGCCCUGGGACUCGUCAACGACCAGCUGGGUCUUGUGAACUCACUGGUGCCCCUGGGUUUGCUGGGCAGUAUCCAGUACACCGUGUCCAGCCUUCCCCUGGUAACCGGCCAGUUCCUUGAGGUAGACCUGAACACUGUCGUCGGGAGAGCGGCAGGAGGCUUGGUGGACUAUCCGCUGGGAAAGCCAGAAACUGUCCCCACACCACCACGGGUCCCCAUGCCACCCCUGCCACCCAUGGCAGACACCAGCUCCUCACAGCUGGGCCUUUCUGCGAACUUCCUUGGCUCGGUGCUCUCUGUCCUGCAGAAGGAGGGUGCCCUGGACCUGGACGUCUCCACCGGCAUGUUUCCUGAGCUCCCGCCGCUAACGACCUCGACCCUUGGAGCCCUGGUUCCUGCGAUUUUCAAGGCAUACCCUGAGUCACGUGAACUGCUGCUGAAAAUUGCAGUCCCUGAAGCACCGGUGGUGACCUUAAAGAAAAACAAAGGUGUGAUCCAGCUCACAGCUACAGCAGAGGUGGUGGUAAUCCACCCAGAUGAUGUCCAGAAGUCUCUCUGCCUUCUGAAUAUCGACACCUCCUUGCUGGCUUGGUUUUCAGUUGAGGACAACAAACUGAAGAUCGGCGUCAGCCUGGAGAAGGCUGAUCUCUCCUUGGUGUCUUCGUCCAUUGGUGGUUUUGAUGUCUCGCGCCUGGAGAUGCUCGUUGGCCAGAUUUUCGAUGUUGCCUUCCUGCCUGCAAUGAACAGUGUGCUGGGAGCAGGGGUUCCCCUCCCCAGGCUGCUGAACAUCGACUUCACCAACGCGGACGUCGACGUCAUCGAAGAUCUCAUUGUGCUGUCGGCGUGAGCCAGGGACACCGGCUCGGGAAGGGACCCCUGGUUUUCCCCGUCCACCUCCGGAGGGAUGGGAACCCAGCCUGCCUGAAGGAUCCCUACCGCAUUUCUCUUAGUACCUAACACAGCAAAACAGCAGCUUGGUCUUUUCCAUGCAAAUGUUGCAUCCUGCCUGCAUUGCUUGGAACAGAAGGAACACAGGUGGUUUUUGCCUCCGAACGUUGUGUUUUGGACUCUUUUGUGGGUGCUCAGAAGGAUGCGGGUGUAUUUCGUAUUCUCGUGCUCAGGUUUAAUAAAGUCCAGCCCUCUCUGCA